UCUUAAGAGACACAUAUUAUUAAUUUGGUUUAUACAAACUGAGCUAUCUCCCAUGGAGAGAAGAGAUCAUGAACAUCACAGUGGUCAGUCCCUCCAUCACCACACCCAUCACAUCGUCUGCCCAGACUUCCCCUUCAGGUUGCUCGCAGACAAAGAGGAACAAGAGCAGGAACUAGAAGAUCAUCGUCAAUCUUCCAGCUCGAGCUCAAUAAUUUGCUCUAAUUAUAAUAUUCCGGCUGCAGUUCUGCCAGGAACAUCCAAUUGUGCAGGCGGUCCCCGAACUGCUGCCAGCACCAAGUCACUGCUCGCCAAGAAGCCAACCCCCAAGAGGACAUCUAUGAAGGACCGCCACACGAAGGUGGAGGGCCGGGGCCGGAGGAUCCGGAUGCCUGCCUUGUGUGCCGCCAGGGUUUUCCAGCUGACUCGGGAGCUAGGGCACCGGUCAGAUGGUGAGACCAUCCAGUGGCUCCUCCAGCAGGCGGAGCCUGCUGUCAUUGCCGCCACUGGCACUGGCACGAUCCCUGCCAACUUCACCUCCCUCAACAUCUCCCUCCGAAAUUCCGGCUCCUCCAUGUCAGCUCCAUCACAGCUUAUCACAAAGCCUUACAAUUUCACGUCAUCAUAUUCAAACCCUAAUAGUGCUUUAUCUGAUCUCAUUCUUCCACGGAGGAGAAAUAACAACAUUAGCAGUUUGUGUCCUGGAUCAUCAAGUACACUUUUAAACUUCCAGUCUCCAGGCGGGAUUCGUUCGACGUUUCGGACAAAGCAAGAACUGAAGGAUGAUGAUCAAAAUCACUUGGAGGUUUCUUCCAAGGGAAGUAUGAUCAGCAAGAACAGCGUUAGGGCUAUUAACAAUGAGCAAGACUUGUUGUUAACAUCAAGAUUACUAAGCAGCCCCCAUGAUCAGCUCAUGAAUGGUGUCAUAGGAGGAGGCCGAGAUGAAGCCAUUUGGUCAUUCCAAACUUCUUCUAAUGGCAGCAACGGGAGUGGAAGUGUGAAUUUGAGCAGAGGAAUGACAACAACCGUGCUGUCCAGGUCAAAUUUUAUUAACUUUCCUACCACUGCUGGUUCCCAACUGCUCGGUGCACCUAGUCAACAAACUGCUAGCGCGGGAUUCAGCUUUGGGGUACCGGACGAAGGAGCAGUGGGCAUGUUCUCAGGCCUCACAAGGGCGUACCAGCCUGUUUCAGGUAAUACUGGAGUAGUUUUGCAGCCUCUGUCCAUUGGGGACUAUCGGCAUGAAGCCACCGGCGGAAAUGAAUGAGGAUGCCUACAUGAGUGAGAUUUGAUUAGUAAUAGUAAUUGUUUGUCCAAUUUAGGUUAUAAGAUUGUCUGGAAAUUUAAUUAGGAUAUAUUGUAGAUCGAUUUGACCCGCAUUUUCUUUAUGGGACUGAUCAUAUAAAAGUUUUUCUUUUUUUCUUUUUUUCUUUUUUAUUUUUGGCCAGGAUCAUAUAGACAGAUGAAUGAGUUACUUUAAUUUAGCUAGCUAGGGUUUUUGAAAAGGGAGACACUCUUCACUGUUUGAUGAGCUGUGCUUUUUUGUAAUUUGAUUUUCCUCUCUCUUCUUGGGCUUAAGGGAAGCCCAAUUAUGAGGUUUUCAUAUACAUAAGAUCUUAAUUACCAUUC
Punica granatum (pomegranate) is the source of this 1626-nucleotide messenger RNA. The record is from RefSeq and is a predicted model, not a curated record. NCBI's taxonomy places the organism in Eukaryota, Viridiplantae, Streptophyta, Magnoliopsida, Myrtales, Lythraceae.